This is a messenger RNA of Propithecus coquereli (Coquerel's sifaka), 4063 nucleotides long. RefSeq names its product tenascin R (gene TNR). The transcript has 18 exons. The annotation marks the transcript as partial. The record is from RefSeq and is a predicted model, not a curated record. Gene Ontology annotation, molecular function: protein binding. Lineage: Eukaryota; Metazoa; Chordata; Mammalia; Primates; Indriidae.
CACUAGGGGGCUGCUUGUAGGGGGAUGGAAAAAACAGAGGCUUAAAAAAAUAUCGUGCUGCUGAAAUUUCAGCAAGAGGGGAAAAGAGAGAGCGCGUGAGAGAGAGAGAGAGAGACAGCAGAGCAGUCCCAGGCUUCCUCCUCUCACGUCAGAGGCAGGCACCGACUGUGCUAAGCCUGUUGGCUCAACACGCAGAGACGGAGACAGGGGCAGACCCAGGGAGAGUGAGAGAAGAGGGUCCUCCCUGACCCGAGGAAUUACCACUAGUGGAGUGAAGCCACCUGAGUUUUUGAUCUUAUUUUGGUUGUCUCCUCUUUCUCCUUCCACCCAGAGCCCUGCCAGCUCGGGUUUCAUUUCUUUCCUGGAGCCUCCUCUCGUCCUCCCAGUAAAGGAGGAAGGGAAGAGAAGGGAGAGAGGUGGGCUCUCUAGGUGAGUGCAUCAGCUGCCUCCAGCCGAACAGUCAGGAAUUCUCUUCCCAGGAAGCUCCUCCGGCUCUGGCCGCCCACCCCCAGCCCGGGUGGCCGCGUCGUUCCAGCCGCAGAAAGGCCAGGUCUCUUUUGGAGUUAGGAUUACAGAGCGUGCGGCAAGGAGAGAACAUCAAAGAUACCAUCACGAGAGAUUCCCGCAACUCCAUGCUGUGUGCCGCAGGCCGGUCUUAAACCCAGAGCUCCGGCUGAGAGGAUGGGGGCAGAUGGGGAAACGGUGGUCCUGAAGAACAUGCUCAUUGGCGUCAACUUGAUCCUUCUGGGCUCCAUGCUCAAGCCCUCGGAGUGUCAGCUGGAGGUCACCACAGAAAGGGUCCAGAGACAGGCAAUGGAGGAGGAAGGAGGCGUUGCCAACUACAACACAACCAGCAAAGAGCAGCCCAUGGUCUUCAACCACGUGUACAACAUCAACGUGCCCCUGGACAGCCUCUGCUCCUCGGGGCUGGAGGCCUCUGCCGAGCAGGAGGUGAGUGCCGAAGACGAGACUCUGGCAGAGUACACGGGCCAGACCUCAGACCACGAGAGCCAGGUCACCUUCACCCACAGGAUCAAGCUCCCCAAAAAGGCCUGCCCUUGUGCCACCUCAGCCCAGAUGCUACAGGAGCUGCUGAGCCGGGUGGAGAUGCUGGAGCGGGAGGUGUCGGUCCUGCGGGACCAGUGCAACGCCAACUGCUGCCAAGAAAGCGCCGCCACAGGACAACUGGACUAUAUCCCUCACUGCAGUGGCCACGGCAACUUUAGCCUUGAGUCCUGUGGCUGCAUCUGCAACGAAGGCUGGUUUGGCAAGAACUGCUCAGAGCCCUACUGCCCGCUGGGUUGCUCCAGCCGUGGCGUGUGUGUGGACGGCCAGUGCAUCUGCGACAGCGAAUACAGCGGGGACGACUGCUCCGAACUGCGGUGCCCGACAGACUGCAGCUCCCGGGGGCUCUGCGUGGACGGGGAGUGUGUCUGUGAAGAGCCCUACACCGGCGAGGACUGCAUGGAGCUGAGGUGCCCCGGGGACUGCUCGGGGAAGGGGACAUGUGUCAACGGUACCUGUUUAUGCCAGGAGGGCUACGCUGGUGAGGACUGCAGCCAGCAGCAGUGUCCGAACGCCUGCAGUGGGCGAGGACAGUGUCAGGAGGGGCUCUGCGUCUGUGAAGAGGGCUACCAGGGCCCCGACUGCUCAGCAGUUGCCCCUCCAGAGGACUUGCGAGUGGCUGGUAUCAGCGACAGGUCCAUUGAGCUGGAAUGGGACGGGCCGAUGGCAGUGACGGAAUAUGUGAUCUCUUACCAGCCGAUGGCCCUGGGGGGCCUCCAGCUCCAGCAGCGGGUGCCUGGAGGUUGGAGUGGUGUCACCAUCACGGAGCUGGAGCCAGGUCUCACCUACAACAUCAGCGUCUACGCUGUCAUUAGCAACAUCCUCAGCCUUCCCAUCACUGCCAAGGUGGCCACCCAUCUCCCCACUCCUCAAGGGCUGCAAUUCAAGACGAUCACGGAGACCACCGUGGAGGUGCAGUGGGAGCCCUUCUCAUUCCCCUUCGAUGGGUGGGAGAUCAGCUUCAUCCCAAAGAACAAUGAGGGAGGAGUGAUCGCUCAGGUCCCCAGUGAUGUUACGUCCUUUAACCAGACGGGACUAAAGCCUGGGGAGGAGUACAUUGUCAACGUGGUUGCUCUGAAAGAACAGGCCCGGAGCCCCCCAACCUCGGCCAGCGUCUCCACUGUCAUCGACGGGCCCACGCAGAUCCUGGUUCGAGACGUCUCCGACACCGUGGCUUUCGUGGAAUGGACACCACCUCGAGCCAAAGUCGAUUUCAUUCUGUUGAAAUACGGCUUGGAGGGCGGGGAAGGCGGGAAGACCACCUUCCGGCUGCAGCCCCCGCUGAGCCAGUACUCGGUGCAGGCGCUGCGGCCAGGCUCCCGCUACAAGGUGUCAGUCAGCGCAGUCCGAGGGACCAACGAGAGCGACUCCACCACCGCCCAGUUCACAACAGAGAUUGAUGCCCCCAAGAACUUGCGAGUUGGUUCCCGCACGGCCACCAGCCUUGACCUCGAGUGGGACAACAGUGAGGCAGAGGUUCAGGAGUACAAGGUUGUGUACAGCACCCUGGCGGGGGAGCAGUACCACGAGGUGCUGGUCCCCAAGGGCCUCGGCCCAACCACCAGGGCCACCCUUACAGAUCUGGUACCUGGCACCGAGUAUGGCAUUGGAAUAUCUGCUGUCAUGGACUCACAGCGAAGUGUGCCAGCCACCAUGAAUGCCAGGACUGAACUUGACAGUCCCCGAGACCUCAUGGUGACGGCCUCCUCAGAGACCUCCAUCUCCCUCAUCUGGACCAAGGCCAGUGGCCCCAUCGACCACUACCGAAUCACCUUUACGCCCUCCUCGGGGAUCGCCUCAGAGGUCACUGUGCCCAAGGACAGGACCUCGUACACAUUGACAGACCUGGAGCCCGGGGCAGAGUACAUCAUUUCAGUCACUGCUGAGAGGGGCCGGCAGCAGAGCCUGGAGUCCACGGUGGACGCCUUCACAGGCUUCCGCCCCAUCUCCCACUUGCACUUUUCUCACGUGAGCUCCUCCAGUGUGAACAUCACCUGGAGUGACCCAUCUCCCCCAGCGGACAGACUCAUUCUGAACUACAGCCCCAGGGACGAGGAGGAAGAGAUGAAGGAGGUCUCCCUGGAUGCCACCAAGAGGCAUACUGUCCUGAUGGGCCUGCAGCCGGCCACUGAGUAUAUUGUGAACCUGGUGGCUGUCCAUGGCACAGUGACCUCUGAGCCCAUUGUGGGCUCCAUCACCACAGGAAUUGAUCCCCCCAAAAACAUCACAAUUAGCAACGUGACCAAGGACUCAGUGACGGUCUCCUGGAGCCCUCCUGUUGCACCUUUUGAUUACUACCGAGUGUCGUAUCGACCCACGCAAGUGGGACGACUAGACAGCUCGGUGGUGCCCAACAGCGUGACAGAAUUCGCCAUCACUAGGCUGUACCCCGCCACGGAAUACGAAAUCAGCCUCAACAGUGUGCGGGGCAGGGAGGAGAGCGAGCGCAUCUGCACGCUUGUGCACACAGCCAUGGACAAUCCUGUGGAUCUGACUGCUACCAACAUCACCCCGACAGAAGCCCUGCUGCAGUGGAAGGCGCCAGUGGGUGAGGUGGAGAACUAUGUCAUCAUCCUCACGCACUUCGCAGUUGCUGGAGAGACCAUCCUGGUUGAUGGAGUCAGUGAGGAAUUCCAGCUUAUCGACCUGCUUCCUAGCACCCACUACACUGUCACCAUGUACGCCACCAACGGGCCUCUCACCAGCGGCACCAUCAGCACCAACUUCUCCACCCUCCUGGAUCCCCCUGCAAACCUGACAGCCAGUGAAGUCACCAGACAAAGUGCCCUGAUCUCCUGGCAGCCUCCCAGGGCAGAGAUUGAGAACUACGUCUUGACCUACAAAUCUGCUGAUGGAAGCCGCAAGGAGCUGAUCGUGGAUGCAGAGGACACCUGGAUCCGACUGGAGGGCCUAUCGGAGAACACGGACUACACAGUGCUCCUGCAGGCCGCCCAGGAUGCCUCGUGGAGCAGCAUCACCGCCACCGCCUUCACCACAG